CUCACGACUCACGAUACACCAUUGAACCACGACCAUGGCAAACGAAACUGAGGCGGCGCCCACUGCCUGCCCCGUCGACCAUACCACGCGAGAAGCCUGGCUCGCACAGGCAAAAAAAGCCGGCCAACAAGCUCCACACCCGCAUGCACCUGCCAUAGCGCCCUCACCAUCUCCAUCCCCCCUCGUAGCCCAGAGCUGCGACUCUUCCGAAAUCGACCAAUCCCCCUCGCAGUCACAAUCAUCAUAUGCCUCCCGCAUCUGGUCGCGCCUGGGCACCGACCGCGAGGUCUCCACCAUCCCGCGCGCACUACCGGAGCACGCUGCAACUAAGCCCGCGAAUAAUGAGCAAGAAACAGGCGCGGAUAAAAGGAGCGGGAACUGGAUAUACCCGUCCGAGCAAAUGUUCUUCAACGCUAUGAAGCGGAAGAACUUCGAUCCCGAAGCCACGGACAUGAAGUCAAUAGUGCCAAUCCACAAUGCCGUGAACGAGAGGGCAUGGGGUGAAAUCAAGAACUGGGAAAAGGGGCGGGGCGCUGAUGCAUGCGGUGGUCCGAGACUUGAGUCCUUCAGCGGCCUCUCCUCCGCGCUCACACCGAGAGCGCGGAUUAAUACGUGGAUGGGCUACCAAGCCCCCUUCGAUCGGCAUGACUGGGUUGUAGACCGGUGCGGGAAGAAGGUUGAGUAUGUGAUUGAUUUCUACGCGGGCAAAGUUGAGAACGAGGGUAAGGGAUUAAAUUUCUACUUGGACGUGAGGCCGAAGUUGAAUAGCUUCGAGGGGUGGAAGAUGAGGGCGCUGAAUACGGUUGGGUUAUAACGAGACUGAGUUUACACAAGCCAAUAGACGAGAGAGUGUGCAUUAGAUUGGUGUUUUUGGGUAGAUGGGGCAUUUUGGGGGGGAUGUAUUAGUACUUGUAUGUCAGUGUAGGUCAUUGUAUCAAAAUCUACUCAUGCG
Mytilinidion resinicola is the source of this 952-nucleotide messenger RNA. RefSeq names its product cytochrome c and c1 heme-lyase. The transcript is spliced from 2 exons. Bases 35 to 814 code for a protein of 259 amino acids. Gene Ontology annotation, biological process: cytochrome c-heme linkage. NCBI's taxonomy places the organism in Eukaryota, Fungi, Ascomycota, Dothideomycetes, Mytilinidiales, Mytilinidiaceae. Gene Ontology annotation, cellular component: mitochondrion. The record is from RefSeq and is a predicted model, not a curated record. Gene Ontology annotation, molecular function: holocytochrome-c synthase activity.